CGAGUCGGGGGGCAGCGGGGAGCUGGGUCAGGUCGGUCACUCGAGCGGUUUCCUGACGAGCGGGAGCGGUCCACGGCCGGCUGGGAUGAACUUUGCGCUGGGAUUCAAACCGUUGCUGGGGGAGACCAACGCCAUGGACAGCCUGGAGAAGCAGCUCAUCUGUCCCAUCUGCCUGGAGAUGUUCACCAAGCCCGUGGUCAUCCUGCCCUGCCAGCACAACCUGUGCAGGAAGUGCGCCAACGACGUCUUCCAGGCCUCCAACCCGCUGUGGCAGUCGCGGGGCUCCACGUCCGUGUCCACCGGGGGGCGCUUCCGCUGCCCGUCCUGCCGGCACGAGGUGGUCCUGGACCGCCAUGGCGUGUACGGCCUGCAGAGGAACCUGCUGGUGGAGAACAUCAUCGACCUCUACAAGCAGGAGUCCGCCAGGCCCAUCCACCCGAAGUCGGAGCAGCAGCAGCUGAUGUGCGAGGAGCACGGCGAGGAGAAGAUCAACAUCUACUGCCUGACCUGCGAGACGCCCACCUGCUCCAUGUGCAAAGUGUUCGGCGCGCACAAGGACUGCGAGGUCGCGCCUCUGCAGAACGUCUACAAACGACAGAAGACAGAGCUGAGUGACGGGAUAGCCAUGCUGGUGGCGGGCAAUGACAGAAUCCAGGCUCUCAUUUCCCAGCUGGAGGAAAUCUGCAGGACUAUUGAGGAGAACGGGCGGCGGCAGAAGCAGCACCUGUGCGACAAGUUCGACACGCUCAUCGCCAUCCUGGAGGAGCGCAAGAAGGACCUGGUGCAGUGCAUCGGGCGCGAGCAGGACCAGAAGCUGGGCCACGUCCGCUCCCUCAUCCGUCGCCACGGCGAUCACCUGGAGGGGGCCGUCAAGCUGGUGGAGGCCGCCAUCCACUCCAUGGAGGAGCCGCAGAUGGCCGUCUUCCUGCAGAGUUCCAAGGAGGUGUUUGAGAAGAUCACGGACACCGCCAAGGCCUCCAACAUCGAGCGGACGGAGCACGGCUACGAGAGCAUGGACCACUUCAUCAUCAACACCGACGACGUGGCCGACAUGCUGCGAACCAUCGACUUCCAGCCGGGUUGCCAGGGGGAGGAGGGGGAGGAGGGCUCCACGCCAGAGGAUGGGGCUGAAGAUCUGGCGGCCCAACCCAGCACAGAAGGGGAGUCUGCGAGACAUUAGUCCGCCUGGCUCUUCUCCAGGUCAUUUUCACUGAAGGAAUGAAGAGGGACUUGCAAAGGAGGUUUGACAUAAUCCCAUAAGCACAACCAGAUGUUCGAUACACAGCUUUCACCAUCUACCUGUCAUAUGUUUAUACUCUGUUCGCAUGUGUGACAGCACCACAGGGAGACUUACAAAAAAAAAAAAUACACAGUGGGUGGGCUAAAUCCCAGCUUGACCACCUUGCAAAAAAACUCCCUUGUUCUAUUUCCUUUAUGAAAAAAAAUGUAAUCCCAUCAUUUACAAAUAUUGAAUGUAAUAUAGUUUCGGCUUGAGUGACGCAUGCUGUGUGGUAAUCAGGUUACUUGGUGUGUUAUGUUGUUGUUUCUCCGCUUGUUAUUUUGAAUGUCGUUGCAAUUCACAGGCGUUAGUUUACACAUUGGUUUUUCCACAGAGAUGAAUCGUAUCUUGGUUGAUGUUGAUGAAAAGCAGGUGUGCGUUGCUGGUGAGGACAGAGUACAGGGCAUGUCUGAGUUUGCCUGUGACACCAAAGAGCUCUCAAAUACCGUAUGUGAAAAUGUGUAAAAGGUUUGUUGAGAGGUGAUGGGGUUAGGCUAAUAUAAUGGGGUUUCUCUCCAAGACCGAGCUUGCUUAUAUCUGUACAGAACAGUAAAACCUCCGAGUAGUUCUACAGAUAGCAUAAGAAAAUAUCACAGUACUCUCCAGUAGUCAUACCCUUAACCCUGAUUGAAGAAAGCUUAUACACUUGCCCUCCAAGCAGAAGUUGCAUAUAAUAUAAGGGAGAGAAAAAUAAGCAGGUUGCUGAGAGAGUUUGAGCUAUACACUGAAUGAUGAACCUAAUGAUCAGCCUAAUUUGAAUUAUUGUUGGGCAAUCCAUUAUGUAAUUUCAGUUUCUUUCAUUUUGUCAUUUUGUAUUUUUUAGAAAUAAAUUUUCAUACCAUUA
Anguilla anguilla (European eel) is the source of this 2123-nucleotide messenger RNA. RefSeq names its product tripartite motif containing 54 (gene trim54). Lineage: Eukaryota; Metazoa; Chordata; Actinopteri; Anguilliformes; Anguillidae. Gene Ontology annotation, molecular function: zinc ion binding. The transcript is spliced from 9 exons. The record is from RefSeq and is a predicted model, not a curated record. Bases 86 to 1180 code for a protein of 364 amino acids.